UCUAUUAUUCCUACUCAUAAUCCAAGAGAAGCCCAUAACAAGCCAGUAAUGGCUGCUCUGCAGAGGCGCCGGCACCGCAGCAAGCUGCUCCUGCCCUUCAUUCUGGUUACGCUGUGGGGGGCCGGGGCCAGGCAGAUCCGCUACUCUAUCCCCGAGGAGCUGGAGAAAGGUUCCUUUGUGGGCAACAUCGCUAAGGAUCUAGGGCUGGAGGCUUGGGAGCUGGCGGAGCGCGGAGUCCGCAUCGUCUCCAGAGGUAGGACGCAGCUUUUCUCUCUGAACCCGCGGAGCGGCAGCUUGGUCACCGCGGGCAGGAUUGACCGGGAGGAGCUCUGCGCUCAGAGCGCGCGGUGUCUGGUGAGUUUUAACAUCCUGAUCGAAGAUAAACUGAAUCUUUAUCCUGUGGAAGUGGAAAUAGUGGACGUUAAUGACAAUACACCUCGGUUCUUAAGGGAAAAUUUGGAAGUGAAAAUUCUAGAAAACGCAGCUCCUUCUUCUCAUUUUCCACUAAUGGAAGUCUAUGACCCUGAUGUGGGAAUGAACUCUGUUCAGGGCUUCAAGCUCAGCAGUAAUAGUCACUUCUCAGUGGAGAUGCAAAGCGAAGUCCAUGGGCUCAAGUACCCGGAGCUGGUUCUGGAGCGCACCCUGGACCGGGAGGGAGAAGCCUUUCAUCACCUGGUACUCACUGCCAUGGAUGGCGGUGACCCUGUCCGCUCAGGGGUGGCAAAAAUUCUGGUAACUGUCUUAGAUGCGAAUGACAAUGCUCCGGUGUUUACGCAGCCUGUAUACCAUGUGAAUGUUCCUGAGAAUUUGCCAGUAGGUACCCCGCUGUUGUUGGUAAAUGCCACCGACCGGGAUGAAGGAGUUCACGCAGAAGUAACGUAUUCCUUCGUGAAGAUCACGGAAAAGAUCUCACAGAUUUUCUGUUUGAAUGCUUUGACUGGAGAAAUUUCAACUUCUGCAAAUCUAGACUAUGAGGACUCAAGCUUUUAUGAACUGGAUGUUGAAGCCCGGGAUCCGCCAGGUCUGAGAGACAGAGCAAAAGUCUUAAUAACUGUCUUGGAUGUGAAUGACAAUGUGCCGGAAGUGGUCGUUACAUCUGGAAGCAGAACGAUUGCUGAAAGCGCUCCUCCAGGAACAGUGAUCGCUCUUUUUCAGGUGUAUGAUCGAGACUCUGGACCGAAUGGUCUGGUAAUGUGUUCCAUCUCAGAAAGUCUCCCAUUUGAACUGGAAAAAUCAGUAGACAAUUAUUAUCGAUUAGUGACAAAUACAGUCCUCGACCGGGAAAAGGUAUCUUUGUACAACAUCACUGUGACAGCCACAGACAAAGGAAUGCCGCCCCUGUCUACAGAAACGCUCAUCUCCGUAAACGUGGCAGACACCAACGACAACCCACCCACCUUCUGCCACACCUCCUACUCUGUCUACAUCCCUGAGAACAACCCCAGAGGUGCUUCCAUCUUCUCCGUGAAUGCGCUGGACCCUGACAGCGACGAGAACGCCCAAAUCACCUACUCCCUGGCUGAAGACAGCCUCCAGGGGGCGCCUCUGUCCUCCUAUGUCUCCAUCAAUUCCAACACCGGUAUUCUGUAUGCGCUGCGCUCCUUUGAUUAUGAGCAGUUUAGAGACCUGCAGCUGUGGGUGACAGCCAGCGACAGCGGGGACCCUCCACUCAGCAGCAACGUAUCGCUGAACCUGUUCGUGAUGGACCAGAAUGACAAUGUGCCUGAGAUCCUGUACCCCACCCUCCCAAUUGAUGGCUCCACUGGUGUGGAGCUGGCGCCCCGCUCAGCAGAGCCUGGCUACCUCGUGACCAAGGUGGUGGCAGUGGACAGAGACUCAGGCCAGAACGCCUGGCUGUCCUACCGCCUGCUCAAGGCCAGCGAGCCUGGGCUCUUCGUGGUGGGGCUGCACACAGGCGAGGUGCGCACAGCGCGGGCCCUGCUGGACAGAGAUGCGCUCAAGCAGAGUCUCGUGGUGGCCGUCCAGGACCACGGCCAACCCCCUCUCUCGGCCACCGUUACGCUCACCGUGGCUGUGGCUGACAGCAUCCCAGACGUCCUGGCCGACCUGGACAGCCUUGAGGUCCCACACGACUCUGUUGCUUCAGGCCUCACACUUUACCUGGUGGUGGCGGUGGCAGCCGUCUCCUGCGUCUUCCUCGCCUUCGUCAUGAUGCUGCUGGCGCUCAGGCUACGGCGCUGGCACAAGUCGCGCUUACUCCAGGCUGCGGGCGACAGAUUAGUGGGCGUGACAGCCUCUCACUUUGUGGGCGUGGACAGGGUGCCAGCUUUCCUGCAGACCAAUUCCCACGAGGUCUCCCUCACCGGGGACUCAGGGAAGAGCCACAUCAUGUUCCCUCAGCCCAACUACGCGGACACGCUCAUCAGCCAAGAGGACUGUGAGAAAAGCGAGCCUCUUUUGAUACAGGGAUAUUUAGGUUUAUGUGAAGAGGAAGACUCCCUUGUUCAGCUACUCCUCUAG
Molecule: messenger RNA, 2481 nt
Organism: Cynocephalus volans (Philippine flying lemur)
Lineage: Eukaryota; Metazoa; Chordata; Mammalia; Dermoptera; Cynocephalidae
Product: protocadherin gamma-A6-like
Exons: 2
Coding region: 49-2481 (810 amino acids)
Biological process (GO): homophilic cell-cell adhesion
Cellular component (GO): plasma membrane
Molecular function (GO): calcium ion binding
Source: RefSeq, a predicted model, not a curated record